UCACGAUUAUUUACCUAAAAACACGCGUUAAAUGUGUACGUAGCCUUAAAUAUUGAUGUUAGACGUUUAGAUAAGGACUGUCACUGCGCAGAAUGGCGGUGUCUCAGUCUGGACUCUCUCCACUUGUCCUCAGUUUGGCCAAGCUCCUUCGAAAUGAUGGUGACUUGGUUCUGGACGGUAGCAGCACCCUGACCCUCACGGCCCCCACCCUCGGGCAGCUGACCCGUCUGUUUGAGCAGUACUUGUUGUCUCGCAGUCAGCAGCAUGGCUUCCUGGCUCUGCCCUCUCAUCCUGCAGACACCGCCUCCCUGCUUCAGCUACAGUUCCUCUUUGACGUGCUGCAAAAGACGGUCUCACUCAAGAUCAUUAACCCUCCAGAUACAAGACUACAGUCUGUAGUGAAGAUUUUCCCUUUUAAAUCAUUAAAGAUUUUAGAGAUCAAACGAAUACCGCCGCAUUGUCUUGAAGGCCUUCGAGGAGUCUACUCCCAGUUAGAAGUGUUCAUCUGCUCCAAAAGUGUCAGUUUAUUAGAGGAGCUGCUGUCUUUAUGUGGAGGAGACCUGAGCUCAGCGUUGCCCUGGCUGGAACUGCACACGCUCAACUUCAGCUACAACUCUAUCAUCUGCCUCGACCAGUCACUUAGUUUACUAAAUGUUCUGAAAUGCCUGGAUGUGAGCCACAAUAAGAUCCAAGACUGCGCUGAAUUCCUCAAGCCUUUGAGCGAACUAGAACACCUAAACCUUGGCUACAACUGCCUACAGAGGGCGCCAUUGCUCGGCCUAAGCGCGAGGGCCAAACUUCUCACCCUCAUCCUCCGAAACAACCAACUGGAGACUAUAAAUGGCGUGGAGCAGUUGUCAGCCUUGCAACAUUUAGACUUGGCUUAUAACCUGCUACUGGAGCACGCCCAGCUGGCACCACUUUCUAUGCUACACUGUCUACACACAUUGAAUCUCGAAGGGAAUCCACUGUUUUACCAAAAGACACAUCGCACCUGCACCGUGAGACACAUGUCACCCAAAGCUGCUCAUCUUAGAUUUAAGCUGGAUGGUGUCAAGCUGUCCUCAUCAGAGAUAUCCGUUUUGCCAAAGCCUGGUCGUCUGAUAGUCCAGAGCCAGUCCUUAUUGUCCGUGGGCCCAGAGCGCAGCCUGGAGGGCUCCAGUGGGGCUGGAGAGCUCACGGACAGUGUGUCUGUGGGGGAGGGAGCAGCAGCCAACAUGCGCAGACUCAGAAAGUCUAAGAGUAAAGUGAGAGUGCGAAGAGCGAGCAUCUCUGAACCCAGUGACACAGACUACGAGACCAAACCAGUACCAGCACAAAAAGUUGUCCUCCCACACCAGGAGGAGAUCGAGCGCAUGUCCAGCUUCAGAGAGCAGCUGGGAGAAGACUGGCUUCGCUACCAGCACCACCUGGACCAGGGACCACCUCUGACCACCACCAUCACCACUGCUAUGGACCACCAGAACCUCUCCAACGGCUUCUGCUCCUCCUCACCUCCUUGUCAACCCUCCCCUGUCCAAACACCACCACCUGCACCAGGGCUGGAAACUGAAGAUCCUGUCUCACCUCUGCUGCCCUAUCUUGGGGUAAAGAUGGUGGUAGGCGGAGAGGAGGAGGAGGAGCAGGAGGAGAUGGAUACAGAGUCCACACUGCAGAGACAAUCGGUGGAGGAGAGCCUGGAGGGAGCGAAGGAGGAGGUGUCAAGUAGGAAAGGUUCUGCCAGAAGUGAAGGGGGCAGAGAGGAAGAGGAGGAGGACAACCUGGGAGUGGACCUGUGCCACCCCCUGCUGGUGGGUGUGCUGUCUGAUGAAGAGGAGGAUGAGGAGCAGAGGAGGAAGCAGAGCAGAGAGGUGUUCCUGCGCCUCAGGAGGGGUCUGCUACUGGAGGUGGAUGUGCACAAGGGACAGGAGAGGUGCAGACUGGAGCUGGACAGUCUCACCAGAGUGGACACUACUGAGGCCACCUGGACACAAGCGGACUCUGCAAAACUCCCUGCUGUAGAGCUCCAGUUUGACUACAUCAGCAAAGAGAAGCAGAGAAGACGCUACGUACUGCUCGACGACCACCCACAGGAGGCGCUGCAGGCCUUGACAGAGGUGCUCCGUGGGGUGGUGGAGCAGAACCAGCUCCUCUCCCUGGGUUUUGGACAUGUCCGUUUGCAGUGUCUGCGCUGUGGACUGGACUUCUCCCAUCAGCAGGACCAGGGCAGCGACCAGGAGCCAGGAGCCAGGGUCAAAAGGAGGCUGAGGUCUGCUGUGGUGCUGCGAGAGGAUGGAGAGGAAGAGGAGGAGGAGGAGAGAGCGGAUGAAGAGGAUAGUACAGACGCUGCAGGCAGGAGCACGUGUCCAGGAUGUAGCAGCGACCGUGUGGUGCAGCUGGCCGACCACAGCGCCCCCUACAGCAGCACUCCCGUCGAUGAGCCUCCUGGACCGGGCAGUGACAGGGAUGAAGAUCACCUGGACGGGACCCUCAACUCAGUCUCUGAUGAUAAGGAGGACUUUCCCGACACAAGCCUCCAUGUGAAUGGAACCAACACCGAUGACCCCACCUCCGCCUUCCUGACAGCCCUUAGCUCCUUUUACAUUGGGGGGAGCCAGGGGGACCAGUCCAGCCCCUCCAACACCACAGAGACCGGGGAGGAGCUGGCCGGGAGCUACCACUACACCGACACGGAGGCUAUUGCGGCCCAGGUGUCACUGUGCCCAUCAGGAAUGACCUCUUCAGAGGAUGAGUUGGAUCUGAGUUGUGAAGACUUCGAUGCUGUAGACCACCGGCUCAAACUCUUCUUUGACGUGGAGGUUUUUGAGGAGGAAGAGGAGCUGCAUUCGUUUUUAAAGAUGUCAGCCGUCAAAUUUGGAGAGCCAGGGGAGGUGCCGUCUCUGCUGGUGGUGUCUAACCUGAGGAUCUACUUCUUGGAAAUGAUUUCGGAUACACACAGGGGGCAGCUGUCUGACUGGCUGGUGAAGCGGGACAGUCAGCCCAUCCUGGAGCUGAGUUACCUGGAGGUGGGGCUGGGCUCUCAGUGCGUGCACAUGGAGUUUGGGGAGGGGGCGGCGGCCUACACUCUGCUGGUGAGGGACAGCGCACGCUGCAAGAGCUUCUUUGGACGCCUCACAGGAAUCGUGCGGGAAAUGGCCCAUAAAUCGGACAGCAAGCUCCAGUCCAUCUCCACCACACGCCUGAGCCCGCAGCACCACCUCUGGCCGUUGGUGUGUGAGGACAUCCAGGACGACGUGGAGGAGGGGCAGCUGCAGUUCUUCUACAUCCUGGCAUUUGUCCUGCAAGAAGAAUUCUGGACACCGCUGACCGUCCUUGCCACCAGGGAGACUCUUCACCUGCUCAGAGAGGAUCACCAAUGGAGGAAGAGCGCCACCGACCCCACAGCCAAUGGAAGUGAAGAGCCCAGCAGCGGAGGCGUGACAGUGUUAGAGUCUCAGCCAAUCAGCUGCGUGAGCUCCAUCGUCCUCUGGCCCACAGACUCCUGCAGGAUGGACAUCAAACUUUAUGAUGAGACGGUGAAGCAGGAGAAGACGUGGAGCGUGCGGUCGGAAAGCUCUGAACUGCUCCAAAGUCUGGUGGCCUGGGUCAAAAAGCAAUGGGAGGACAUGUUUGGAGUCAAGUUGAGUUUACAAGAGGCAUCGUAAGGCACAUGCGCUCACAGGAAUGGACAAGAUAUCGGACAAUAUGUGGAAUUUUUUUCUUAUUUCAGUUUUGGUUCGAUAUGGACAGAUUCACCAACACAGCAGACUACUGAGUUCAAAAGAAAUUAGAAGAGCAAGUUGUGGCUGCAGGUUUACACAAUCAUCAUAACAAGUAUAACAAAGUCAGUUAUAUACCAAGCACAUUCAUUUACAAGUGAAUUUUUGAUUUUUCAACUAUAAUUUAAGAGCCAGGACCUUGUUAUAGAUGUAAAAAAUAUCGGGAAAUAUCAUUUACCGGCCACAACAGCAAGUCAAAUAUCACACAUCAGGUUGCAUCCGGUCUCCUACAUGUGUCUGACUGUUUUUCCUCCACGUACGUAGGUUUCCCACAUCAACCCAAAACAAGCACAAUAGGUCAACUCAUCCAGCUAAAGUAGUCCUGACCAAGACUAGCUCAAGAUGCAGAGAUGGGUUCCCGGGUGCUUACCUUGCUUAGGCCAGACUGAUAUGUGUAGAACUUUGAAUUGAGUUCAACUGGAAUGGCUACUCUCAAAGCGAUCGCAAAAACGUGGAUCAUUUCGUCGCUUCAUCGUUGGCUUCCAUCCAAACCGCAAUGCUUCACUGUGAUUGGGCCACCCACCAGCGGCUGGGCCCAGUUGUACGAGCAUGCACACGAUUACACAGGCCCUGCAAUGCUUCUCACAGGUUGUUCAAGCAGCAUUGAAGGAUGGGUGGAAUACAGAAGACAAAUUCACCUACAGGGACAGAAAAGUGUACUUGCGAAUAUUGGUAUUAGCGGAAAAAAACAACUCCAAGUGUGUAAGAGGACUUACGCUAACACAUGUUCACAAAGAAGGGCACCAUUGGUCUGUUCUGUUCUGUUCUUGCCUGAGAAAGUCUGUUGCGUAAUAUAUUUUCUUCUUUUUUCUCUUGUUUUUUACUGGUCAAAUUGAGUGUGCCUUGUUUGUUGCUGGACUUCUUACCAAAAAGCACUUUAAACAGGACAACCACGUGGGAAUUAGGCAAAGAGAACAAAAUG
Molecule: messenger RNA, 4680 nt
Organism: Periophthalmus magnuspinnatus
Lineage: Eukaryota; Metazoa; Chordata; Actinopteri; Gobiiformes; Gobiidae
Gene: stk11ip
Product: serine/threonine kinase 11 interacting protein
Exons: 26
Coding region: 93-3644 (1183 amino acids)
Biological process (GO): intracellular protein localization
Cellular component (GO): cytoplasm
Molecular function (GO): protein binding
Source: RefSeq, a predicted model, not a curated record